Molecule: messenger RNA, 774 nt
Organism: Alternaria incomplexa
Lineage: Eukaryota; Fungi; Ascomycota; Dothideomycetes; Pleosporales; Pleosporaceae
Exons: 2
Coding region: 1-774 (257 amino acids)
Biological process (GO): protein targeting to ER
Cellular component (GO): signal peptidase complex; membrane
Source: RefSeq, a predicted model, not a curated record
AUGCAUUCGACGCUUGUGCGUCUCCAGAAUGUCUUUGGCUUCUUUACCACAGUCGCUUUCACAGUCGCGAGUAUCAUCGCGCUGAGCAGCUUCGUCUCCCCGCAGAACCCGACGGCCAGUAUAUCGCUGCGCAAUGUGCAGGUAGUGAGAGGACGGCCGCACUACUACUCACCCAAACGGGAAGAGUAUGCGCACGUCAAGUUCGAUCUAGACGCCGAUCUCAGCUCCCUCUUCAACUGGAACACGAAGCAAGUCUUCAUCUACCUCAAGGCCGUCUACCCCUCCACCCGCGCCUCGGAACCCCCCUCCGAAGCCAUCAUCUGGGAUGCCAUCGUCGCCUCAAAGUCCGCGCCCUGGAAUCAAAACCACUUCAUCCACCCCGACCCCAAGUCCAAGCUGCCCAAGCAAUCCGCCAAGAAACGCGCUGCAUCCAAGCAAAAGACCGCGUCGCCCUAUCCCGUCGGUGAACUCCACCUCGAUAACCAGAAGCCAAAGUACAAGAUUACCGAUAUCACUGGCAAGCUAGGCAACAGGACGGAUGUCGCACUGGAGCUGGGGUGGAAUGUGCAGCCCUGGGUUGGCGCGCUGACAUGGACCAAUUGGAAUACGGUCGGUGUUUGGAAGGGUCUCGAGGGAGGCAGGAGUAAGGCGUUUAGCUUCCCGGAGGUGGGCGCCAAGGCGGCAACACCAAAGGACUUGGAGACGGAGAAGGGUGCGGAGGGCUACAGACUGGUCGUUGGCGAGGAGGUGCCGCUAAAGAAGGCUGCUGUUUAG